Messenger RNA from Pseudomassariella vexata, 759 nucleotides. RefSeq lists its product as uncharacterized. NCBI's taxonomy places the organism in Eukaryota, Fungi, Ascomycota, Sordariomycetes, Amphisphaeriales, Pseudomassariaceae. The coding region runs from base 1 to 759 and encodes 252 amino acids. The record is from RefSeq and is a predicted model, not a curated record. The transcript is spliced from 2 exons.
AUGCGUUUCCCAAUUUUGGCCGCUGCACUCAUUUCUAGUGCCCCUCUCAUUGCCGCCCACGGCAAGGUUACUGUAGCUGUUGGUGAUGCGGGAGGCAACGGCACGGCUUUGGGCAUUCAGGGUGCCGUAAUUCCCGGUGCCGGCCGCAACAAGGUCACUGAGCCCGACACUACUGUUUUCAAGGGCGAUGCUGCCGACUCAUGCGGCCGAACCACUGGCCAAGGAGAAAAUGAUAUCGAACAGGGCACUAUCUCUGCUAUGCAACUGUCCGGUAACCAGCUUCCUCAAGUUACGGCUGGUGGCUCUCUCAGUGGCACACUGCAUGUCGUGACUUCGGAUGGCGCUGGCGCCUACACGGCUCUGCUUAAUGCGGACGGUACCGGCCAGACAUGGGUCAGUGCCGAGGUCACGCAGCAAGUUCCGGGCACUCGUGGCAACAUCCAGAAGAGCGACAAGCGCUUUUGGGCUCGCGCUCUUCAAUCCGUUGGCCUCAUGAAGCGUGCCAGCAACAUCAACGAGGACUACCCAUUCAAGGUUGCUCUUCCCGCUGAUAUGAAAUGCACUGGUACAGUUGCUGGUCAGUCCAAUAUAUGUAUCGUCAAGCUCGUCAAUCCUUCGCGCGCCGGCCCCUUCGGCGGCUGUGUGCCCGUCCAGCAGGUUCAGCCCGGCGCUGCUCCUGCUGCGGCACCCGCUCCUGCCGCACCAGCCGUUCCAGCCCCUGCACCGGCUCGCCGUGCCCGGCGCAAUUUCGCUGCAUAG